AUGAAGGCUUAUGGGAAUAUUAUUAAUCUUAUUAAUGACCAGAAGUUAUGGCUUAAGAGGAGUUGUAGGGUUGCUAUGAGGAAUGAGACAAGUGGUGGGACUAAUGUGACAGGUUCUGGGAUUGGAGCAAGUACUGUGACGGGUUCUGGGACUAGAGCUACAACAAAACCUAAGGCAAGAAUUAGGAUUAAGGCAGGAUGGAGUAAUACUGAAGGUACUGGGAGUAAGUCAGCUCGUGUGAGGAAUAAUGCAACUACAAUGUGUAAUGGGUCUGCUGCUGAGACAAGUGCAACUGUUAUGAGGAGUGGGUCAACUGCUAUUAGCAAUGGAGUUCAUAUCCAUAUGAGAGCUUAG
Ilex paraguariensis (yerba mate) is the source of this 354-nucleotide messenger RNA. NCBI's taxonomy places the organism in Eukaryota, Viridiplantae, Streptophyta, Magnoliopsida, Aquifoliales, Aquifoliaceae. The record is from the annotation of a GenBank genome assembly.